UUUUCAGCGUGCGCGGCAAGGCAAGGGGCUAUGGCCACGCAAUAACUCGAAACAAUCACGAAAUUGUUUGAAUUAACAUUUAAGACGCUACAGUCUAUGUUUAAAAUAAGUUAAUUGAAUGCUGAAUAUAUAGUAUACUUUUACAAGUGCUUAUAAUUUAAACCAAUAUGACUUCGAAUGAAGGCCGAGCUCAGUCAAACUUGCAUCAGCAAGAUUUGUCAAAACUAGACGUCACAAAGCUUUCUGCUUUAUCCCCUGAAGUAAUAUCCAGACAAGCCACUAUUAACAUUGGUACUAUUGGCCAUGUAGCCCAUGGCAAAUCAACUGUGGUAAAAGCAAUUUCUGGUGUGCAGACUGUUAGAUUCAAGAAUGAGUUGGAACGGAAUAUUACUAUUAAAUUAGGUUACGCAAAUGCAAAAAUCUACAAAUGCGACAACCCGAAAUGUCCUCGGCCAACCAGCUACACGUCCGGCGGCUCCUCCAAGGACGACAACUUCCCGUGCCUGCGGCCCGCCUGCACCGGCCGCUUCCAGCUCGUGCGUCACGUCAGCUUCGUGGACUGUCCCGGUCACGACAUCCUCAUGGCUACCAUGCUUAACGGAGCCGCCGUCAUGGACGCGGCCUUACUUCUCAUCGCUGGCAAUGAGUCAUGUCCGCAACCCCAGACCAGUGAACACUUGGCGGCGAUAGAAAUCAUGAAACUGAAGCAUAUACUCAUAUUGCAAAAUAAGAUAGACUUGGUCAAGGAGGGUCAAGCUAAGGAGCAACACGAACAAAUCACGAAAUUCGUCCAGGGUACCGUCGCCGAAGGGGCCCCGAUCAUACCUAUCUCCGCUCAGCUUAAAUAUAACAUCGAGGUUCUGUGCGAGUACAUCAUGAAGAAGAUUCCGGUCCCGAUACGAGACUUCACUUCUCCCCCGCGAAUGAUCGUAAUCCGUUCCUUUGACGUGAACAAGCCGGGCUGCGAGGUCGAUGACCUGCGCGGAGGCGUGGCGGGCGGCUCUAUCCUGCAGGGCGUGCUCACCGUCGGCAUGGAGAUUGAGGUGCGUCCGGGGCUCGUGAGCAAGGACGCGGACGGCAAGCUGACGUGUCGGCCCAUCUUCUCCCGCAUCGUGUCUCUGUUCGCGGAGCAGAACGAGCUGCAAUACGCCGUGCCCGGAGGACUUAUUGGAGUCGGCACCAAGAUCGAACCUACAUUGUGUCGCGCAGACAGACUCGUCGGACAGGUUUUGGGAGCCGUUGGAGCUUUACCUGGUAUUUUUGUGAAGCUUGAAGUCUCCUACUACCUUCUUAAACGUCUUCUCGGUGUUCGUACGGAAGGCGACAAAAAAGCGGCUAAAGUGCAGAAAUUGACCAGAAAUGAGGCGCUGCUUGUAAAUAUUGGUUCCCUAAGUACUGGCGGCAGAGUAAUUGCCACCAAAGCCGAUUUAGCAAAGAUUGCACUAACCAGCCCCGUAUGCACAGAGAUCGGAGAGAAGGUAGCGCUCAGUAGAAGAGUGGAGAAUCACUGGAGGUUAAUUGGUUGGGGUCAGAUCCAAGGAGGUGAAACUAUAGAACCUGGAAGAAAUUAAAAGUGCUUAUAUCUUUUGUAUUGUAUGUACUGUCAUAUUUAAUAUUAAUAAAAAAUAUUAUUAAAA
Molecule: messenger RNA, 1637 nt
Organism: Vanessa atalanta (red admiral)
Lineage: Eukaryota; Metazoa; Arthropoda; Insecta; Lepidoptera; Nymphalidae
Gene: Eif2g
Product: eukaryotic translation initiation factor 2 subunit 3-like
Exons: 9
Coding region: 168-1571 (467 amino acids)
Biological process (GO): positive regulation of translational fidelity; formation of translation preinitiation complex
Cellular component (GO): cytosol; eukaryotic translation initiation factor 2 complex
Molecular function (GO): GTP binding; translation initiation factor activity; GTPase activity
Source: RefSeq, a predicted model, not a curated record